GAGCGUCGCGGGGGUGCAAGGCUGGGGCGCGCGAGGGGCGCGCCGGCGGCGCUUUGCGAUCACACACACCGGCCUGGAGCUGUCGAUGCCGGGGCAUGUGCCCAGCCAGCUGGAGUGGAGUUUCUCGCAGCGUGAGGUGCUCUUCGUCUCGCCGUCCAACCCGGGCGCACUCGAGGUUGCGCUGCAGCUGCAGCGGAGCGGGCUGCUGGCCGCCGAGUGCCGCGUGGGCGGCAGGAGGGGCCUCGAGAUCACGAGCCGGUGGCGCGAGAGCCGCAGGGUGUCGCAGCGGCAGCUCCUCGCGAGGCACAGGAGCUCAGCCAAGAACUCGGAGGCCACCCGCCAGUGGAGCCUCAUCACGCGCAACGUGUCCACGCGCAACGUGUCCGUCGGGCCGGAGCACUCGGCAGAGGUGCCGCCGCCGCCGCCGAGCCACUUUCGCGGGGCCGGGAGGCCGCCUGCGGAGGCGCCGUAUCGCGAGCACCCGGACGCGCUCACCUCGCUCAACAACCUCGGCGCGGGCGAGGCUGGCGGCGAGGACGGCGGCGGCGAGGCCGAGGCGAGCACUUCGGUCAGCAGCGUGGGGGCCGUCCCCGUCGACACGGACGGCGACGGCAUCGCAGACACGCUGCUGACGGAGCAGUCGCAGGCGGCCGAGGCGGCGCCCACCCGCAUGCUGCUCGUGCUCAACGUGCACUCGUUCGUCGGACCGUGCGGAGAGCAGCUCGCGCGCGAGGUGCGCGCAGCCUUCCACCUGGGCCUUCCGAUCGUCAGUGUGCAUGUGCCCGACCUGCCGGGCAGCACACAUGGGUGCCGCUUCGAGCGCUUCUUCGUCGGUCAACGCCGGCCUGUACAAGCCCGUCGCGGUCGCCUGGUACCCCUCCGCGCCGCACGUGCACGCCUCCUGCGCGAUGCUCUACCAGGCGAUGCACGCCUCCUCCUCCGAGGCGCGGCCGAGUCGGAGACGAGCGGCGAGGCCGUCUUCUGUGCACCCGGAGAGCCACCGGUCGCGGCCGUCCUUCAAGCUGCCCUCGAUGUCGUCGAUGCGGCUGUCGCUCCCGUCGCACAGGGCGUCGUCCGCGCCACCCGCCUCCCGCGUGUGAGAAACGUACAUGCCUGGAGCGCGACAUACGAUGUGUUUGGGGGGCACACGCUCCUAGCACCUAGGCCGCAUGCUGAUGUACCCGGGCGUAGAGUACAUGACCAGUGAAUGGAU
Molecule: messenger RNA, 1213 nt
Organism: Emiliania huxleyi CCMP1516
Lineage: Eukaryota; Haptophyta; Isochrysidales; Noelaerhabdaceae
Exons: 3
Coding region: 86-1207 (373 amino acids)
Source: RefSeq, a predicted model, not a curated record